Molecule: messenger RNA, 4449 nt
Organism: Uranotaenia lowii
Lineage: Eukaryota; Metazoa; Arthropoda; Insecta; Diptera; Culicidae
Exons: 3
Coding region: 1-4449 (1482 amino acids)
Source: RefSeq, a predicted model, not a curated record
AUGUAUAACGGACAAGCCAUCGCUUUUGGAAUCAAUAUCGUUAAAACAGCUAAGAAAGGUCAGGUCGAGCAACAGGAUGAUAGGCAGGCAGUUAGAUCGGAUGCUAGAACAGAAAGCACGUAUACCGGCGCCAUUAGAAAAUCUCUUUUACGUUUCCCAGAUACCAAUGCUUCUGUUAUUGGAACGCGGAGUGAAGAUAAAAAAAGUGAGUGCAGUGCAAGUAGUGCUGGUAGCAGGUCGUCAAAGGCUUCAACGCGUGAGAAGGCAAAGCGUGAGCUACAACGGUUGCAAGAAGAGAGCACGCAAAGGCGCCAAGAAGAAGAAAUUGAGCGAAAAUUAUUGGAGAUGGAGCUGAAAGGAAUCAGGCGUGAGAAGGAGCUCAUGGAACGCAGACAUGUUUUAGAAAGGCUUGCGGAAGAAGAAACUGAACCCGAAGGCGAUUCCAGCGAGGAUGAAGAGUAUAAUCUCCGGAAAAGAGUUGAAGAUUGGCAAAAGGAUUCCGAGGUGGAUCGAAGCGAAACGACGUACGAACAGCGAAAACAAUCGACACCUAAGGAAGAGGACCGUCAAGAAAAGGAAAUUUCUGGAUGUGAAAUAGCUUGUGGUGGAAUUGGUUUGCCAGAUAUAAGUAGCGUCGCAUCGAAGUCUUUUAAAGGUACGGCUUUAAGCACUACAAAACUCUCCGAUGGCGCAACUCAGCUGCAGAUAAUCGCGUCUAGGCAAGUUUACCCAAAGAGCUUGCCGAAAUUCUCAGGUCGACCCGAAGAAUGGCCAAUAUUCAUAAGCUCAUAUGAACAAUCGAAUACAGCCUGCGGAUUUAGUGAUUCAGAGAAUCUGGUUCGUCUACGCGAGGCUUUGACUGGAAAGGCAUUGGACGUGGUGCGGAAUCGUUUACUUCUUCCAGAAAACGUUCCUUUCAUAAUUGAAAAGUUACGCAGACGUUUUGGAAACCCCGAAGUUCUUUCAACGAUAUUGGCCGAUCGUAUACAGACCCUUCCGGGCCCCAACUCAGAAGAUCUGGAGUCUGUUAUUGAGUUUGGGAGUGCCGUUGAGGAGGUUACUCAGCACAUGAAAGCAGCGAAAUUGACAGAUCAUCUUCGAAAUCCUAUCUUGAUGCAGCGGUUGGUUCAGAAGCUACCCUCGGUCUACGCAAUGGAAUGGGUGGAGUUCAAGCGAAAACGGAUAGCGGUGGAUCUGGAGGUGUUCGGAGAAUUUAUGGAAGAGUUGGUGGACAAAGCGCUGGAGGUAACAUAUGCGCCGUGCAACAUUGAAGACCCGGUGAGAGGGAGACGGCGUGAAAAACCGGUGGUUAAAGGAUUUGUCAACAUUACGGAUACUGAUGGUCACAAGUGCUGUACAUGCAGUCAACAGGAGUUUGAAAAUGUUCCUCCGUCUAGAACAGCUGUCUCUUCCGAAAACUAUCACUCUAAGGGCUGCUCGAUUUGCGGGUUGGCAGGACAUUUUGGACGCAAUUGCAAUGAAUUCAGAGCAUCGAAUUUGCAGGAACGUUGGAACAUGGUACAGCGGUUAGAGUUGUGCCCAUUGUGCCUGUACAACCAUAACGGGAAACAUUGCAUGUCAAAACGCCGAUGUGGUACGAAUCGUUGUGAUCAGAGACAUCAUCCACUCUUACACUGGGAGUCAAAUUCAAACGCACCGCAUUUGAUUGCGAGCUGCAACAGUCAUCGACAGUCAGUCAUAUUUCGAAUGAUUCCUGUAGUGGUUUACAGCGACCUAAAAAAACUGAAGGCGUUAGCGCUGAUAGACGAAGGAUCAUCAGUGACACUGAUUGAGGACGAACUAGCUAAGGAGUUGGGAUCAAAAGGAAACAUAGAACCUCUGGAAAUGAGUUGGACCAACGGAAUGAGUACGGUGGAGAAUCGAUCAGCUAAAAUACACCUUCAAAUAUCGGCUGUAGAUGACAUGAACCGCUUCGAUCUGAUUGAUGCUAGAACCGUCCGUAAACUGGACUUACCCAUGCAAUGUUUGGACAGCGGUGAGCUGCGUGAGAAAUUCUUACACCUGCGGGACAUUGAAAUCCCAAGCUACGGGUCAACAAAGCCGAAGUUGUUGAUUGGAAUCAACAAUGCUCAUCUUAUCGCCCCGCUUCAAUCCCGAAUAGGAGAGUUAGGAGAACCCGUCGCUAUACAAUGUCGGCUAGGAUGGAGUUUGUACGGACCACGAACAGGUGUAGUAGCCAAUGUACAUUUCUUGGGACAUCACCGCUCCUGCGACGAGUGCGAUAGAAACGACCGAGAAAUGAAUGAGACCUUGAAAGAAUAUUUUAGCAUCGAAGCAGUUGGGAUAUCUCCAGUUCUGCUGGAAUCGAACGUAGACCGGCGAGCACGCGAAAUAUUGGAGCGAACGACAAGACGUACAGGAGAUCGUUUCGAAUCUGGGUUGCUGUGGAAAACAGACAACGUGAGGUUCCCGGAGAGUUAUCAAAUGGCUUUGAAACGAACAAAUAGCUUGGAUCGUAGAAUGGAUAAGCAGCCGGGCGUUCGUGAGGCCAUUUUAAAACAGUUGCACGAGUACAUCGAGAAGGGUUACGCUCAUUUGAUUACAGAGCUAGAAUUACAAAACACUCCGCCGGAGAGGACGUGGUACCUGCCCCUAAACUUUGUAAUUAAUCCGAAGAAGCAAGGAAAGAUGCGUCUAGUAUGGGACGCCGCUGCUAAGAACAAAGGAGUUUCGCUCAACGAUUUUCUUCUGAAAGGGCCGGAUAUGGUUUCGUGUUUAUCAACAGUUAUCAACGGUUUUCGGGAGAGACGGAUUGCUUUUGGAGCGGACAUUCGAGAAAUGUUCCACCAGAUACGUGUGAGAUCGGAGGACCGCCAGGCUCAACGCUUCUUGUUUCUUACAGAUGUCGAACGAGAGCCGCAGAUAUUUGUAAUGGACGUGGUGGUGUUCGGAGCUAGCUGUUCUCCUUGUACAUCGCAGUACGUCAAAAACUUAAAUGCUCGAGAGCAUGCAGUGCAGUACCCUGAGGCGGCAAAGGCUAUCAUCGAGAAGCAUUUCGUCGACGAUUAUUUUGAUAGUGUUGACACGGAAUGUGAAGCUGUUCAGAGGGCUAAGGAUGUGAAAGCGGUACAUGCAGCUGGCGGCUUUGAAUUGCGGAACUGGAUGAGUAAUUCUCCUGAAGUGCUCAAAGAACUUGGCUCUACUUCCACGGAAUCUUCUAGGUUUGUUGAAGUUAACAAAACUGAUAAUGUUGAACGUGUUCUGGGUAUCAGCUGGAAUGCCGUCGAGGAUAAAUUUGUUUUUUCGACAGACAUGCGCGCGGACCUGCACCCCUUUAUUAAGGAAGGUGCAUGGCCCACUAAACGAAUUGCGUUGAGGUGCAUCAUGAGCAUGUUUGACCCGAAACAAUUUUUGGCGCCAAUCCUGAUCCACGGACGGAUAAUUAUGCAGGAUGUAUGGCGAAGUGGAAUCGAAUGGGACGAUAAAUUGAGAGAGGAGCAGUAUCACCAAUGGUUACGUUGGACAAAUCUAUUUCCGUUGAUCGACACCGUUGAAAUUCCUCGUUGUUACCUUGGCAGAUUGGACUCAACAUCGUACGAGAGUGUACAGUUGCACGUUUUCUCCGAUGCCGGUGAAGACGCGUAUGGCACUGUGGCAUACUUCCGGUUUGUGACAGAUGAACUGAUUCAUUGUGCCUUUAUCGAAGCCAAAGCCAAAGUUGCUCCAUUACAGCACAUGUCGAUACCCAGGAAAGAAUUGCAAGCCGCGACAUUGGGGGCCCGCCUUGCAAAAGGCAUACGAGAGAGUCAUUCCUUUCCAAUUACCAAAACGGUUAUGUGGACAGAUUCGAAGGCGGUUUAUUCGUGGAUUAGAUCAGAACGGAAGAAAUUUAAAGAAUUCGUAGCUCAUCGUGUUGGUCAGAUCUUAAGCUUAACGAAUCCUGAAGACUGGCGAUGGGUACCAUCAAAAGAAAAUGCAGCAGAUGAUUUAACUAAAUGGGGGAAAGGAACGGAAAUCAAUUCAGAUAGUCGGUGGUUCAAGGGUCCUGAAUUUUUGCACCAGUCGGAAGAAAAUUGGCCAGAACAAAACCAGAAUAUUAUAGUCAUCGAGGAUGAAGUUCGAGCUCAUGUUCUGUUCAGCGCUACAACUUGUACGAAUGUUUUUGGAAGCCGGAUUGAGCAUAUAUCGAGGUGGACUAUUUUAGUGCGCAUGGUGGCAACAGUGUACCGUUACGUCGAAAAUUGCAAGCUUCGAGUGGCAAAUAAACCGAUAGACGCCCUUCCUACAAAUGCGGCCGGCAGAAAAUCGCAGAUUCCAGGAGUGGUUGUACCCCUUCGACAAGAAGAAUAUUUCAUGGCGGAAAAUUGUUUGUGGCGGCUAGCGCAGCAGGAGGAAUACGCGGAUGAAAUAGCUCUACUGUCACGAAACCGAAAAGUACCGAAGGAUCAGCAGAGACAACUGGAACGUUCUAGCAAUCUCACCCGAUAA